AUAUGGUUGCCAUGAGAGCAGUACUUCCAAACCCAGGACCGGAUCUCCGGAUCCCAAACUAUGAAGAUCUGGAGAGGAUGGAGAAGGAGGAGUCCGGCGACAGGCCCAAGUGGGACAACAAAGCCCAGUACAUCCUAACCUGUGUGGGCUUCUGCAUCGGACUUGGGAACGUUUGGCGGUUCCCCUAUUUGUGUCAGAGUCAUGGAGGGGGUGCAUUUUUGGUUCCCUACUUGAUCCUGCUGGUGCUUGAAGGAAUGCCUCUCCUGCUGCUGGAGUUUGCCAUCGGCCAGCGUCUCAGGAAAGGCAGCGUUGGAGUUUGGAGGGCUAUUAGCCCCUAUUUGACUGGCAUCGGUGUAGGCUCCAUGUUGGUGUCAUUUUUGAUUGGACUGUACUACAACACCUUAAUAGCCUGGAUCAUGUGGUAUCUCUUUAAUUCCUUUCAAAGCCCGUUGCCUUGGACCCAGUGCCCCCUCAAUGACAAUGGGACAGGUUUCGUACAAGAAUGUCAUCAGAGUUCCACAGUGGAUUACUACUUUUAUAGGGUGACUCUGAAUAGCUCAGUCUCUAUAGCUGAUUCUGGAGGAAUCCACUGGCCCAUAGUAGUCUGCUUGCUAGCUGCCUGGUCAGUCAUCGCUGUCUGUUGCAUAAGGGGCAUCGGCACUUCAGGCAAGGCAGUGUACGUCACAGCCAUCCUGCCUUACAUCGUGCUGGCCAUCUUCCUGAUCCGAGGACUGACACUCAAAGGAGCCUUGAGUGGACUAAAGUUCCUCUUCAUACCUGAUGUGCAAGAGUUGAUUAAACCAACAACUUGGAUGGAUGCGGGUGCCCAGGUCUUUUAUUCCUUUGGUCUUGCCUGGGGAGGCCUUAUCUCUUUUUCAAGCUACAACCCUGUACACAACAACUGUUUGCGAGAUGCUGUAAUCCUUACGGUUGUAACUGGCCUCACUUCAAUCUAUGCUGCCACAGACUACACCAUCAUUGGCUUCAGGGCCACAGAGAAAUAUGACAGCUGUAUCAAUGAUAACAUCAUGAUGUUACUAAAUGCAUUUGAGCUUCCUGAAGACAGCAUCACUACCAGCAACUAUGAGGCAGCUUUUCAUCAUCUUAACAGCUCCAAUCCUGAUAUUGUUUUUGGAUUGGACAUCAAACCCUGUGACAUACAGAAACUUCUUAGUGAGGGAGUAGAGGGAACUGGCCUAGCCUUCAUUGUGUUUACAGAAGCCAUCACCAAGAUGCCUGGUUCUCCCAUCUGGUCUGUCCUCUUUUUCUCAAUGCUUUUCUGCUUGGGACUCUCAACACUGUUUGGCAACAUUGAAGGAGUGGUGGUCCCACUCAAAGAUCUGAACGUUUUCCCUAAAAAGUGGCCCCAUGAAGUACUAACAGGGGUAACAUGUGUUGUCUCCUUCAUCAUCUCCCUCCUGUUUGCACAGCAUUCAGGAAUAUAUUGGGUAACUCUGUUUGACAACUUUGCUGGAUCUGUUCCACUUUUGACUAUUGGACUCUUUGAGAUGAUAGCUGUUGUUUAUGUCUACGGCAUUGACAGGUUCAACGAUGACAUCGAGUUCAUGAUUGGCUAUAAGCCCUCCAUCUUCUGGCAGUUUUCAUGGAGAAUCAGCAGUCCUCUUGUUGUUCUGGUUAUUUUAGUUUUCUACUUGGUUACACAAGGCCAAAAGGAGCUCACCUAUUUAGUCUGGGAUCCCAACUCUGAUGAAUUCCCAUCACUGGCAUCGGUGUCAUACCCUGCAUGGAUCUAUGCGAUCAUCUUUCUUCUUGCAGGAAUACCAUGUCUGGUAGUUCCUGUAUAUGCUUUAUGUAGACUGGUUUAUAAUCUACAGAGAAAAAAGUAGUCACAUCUACUGAACUGUUAAAGCAGGCUUGUUUGGAUUUUUUUUAUUCAAAUAAAAAUUAAAGCACAA
Labrus bergylta (ballan wrasse) is the source of this 1916-nucleotide messenger RNA. Its product is annotated as sodium-dependent neutral amino acid transporter B(0)AT1-like. NCBI's taxonomy places the organism in Eukaryota, Metazoa, Chordata, Actinopteri, Labriformes, Labridae. Gene Ontology annotation, cellular component: plasma membrane. The record is from RefSeq and is a predicted model, not a curated record. Gene Ontology annotation, biological process: sodium ion transmembrane transport.